CACGAUUUCCAUGGUCUCAUCGAUGGCGACGACGACGACGACGACGACGACGACGGCAGGGCUCGACGGCGUGCUGAUUCGCUUUGAGGAAGCCACGCGCGACGCGCAUCGUCUCCAGCUCCAGACCCUCCGCACGAUCCUCGAAUGCAACGCCACCGUCGACUACCUGCAACGCCACCUCCCUGGCUGUUCUCUCGGGGUCGGCGACGAAGCCGUGUCCUCUUUCCGGCGUCUCAUCCCUUUGUCCUCCUAUGAUGACUACGCCGAUCUCAUCCAACGCAUCGCCGAUGGCUCCGAGUCCCCUGCCGCUCUCUCUCUUGAUCCUCUCCUCUGCUUUUUCUACAGUUCGGGAACCAGCACUAUGAACCCAAAGAUGAUACCUUUCUUUGAAUCCAUGCCUGCCAAAUCUUCAUCCAGUCUCGCCCACCAAUGCAGUUCUGCACUUCUUCAAAGGCUAUUCCCUCCAAGACAAUCUAUAAAUAAGGUUCUUUGGUUCUUGUAUGCCGGAAAGAUCAUUGAAACCAAGGGAGGAUUCAGAGCAAUGGCAGCCACUGCAUUCCCUUUCCAGAACAAGAGAUCAAGCUCAACACCAUUGUUAUCCAUGUGUGUCAGCCCUCCAGCUGUUAUUCUUGGUUCUGAUAACUAUCAACAGAUGUACUGCCACCUCCUCUGCGGCCUCCACUGCUCGGCCUCCAUUGACGCCAUUCGUGCUCCCUAUGCCGUUGGCCUGAUUCGAGCCAUUCAUUUACUAGAGUCCAAAUGGGAGCAACUCUGCAAUGACAUUGAGUUUGGCUUCUUGAGUUCAGAGUUCAUUACUGAUUCUUCAAUGCGAGAGGCUGUUCAAGAGUUACUCGGUGGACCGAGGCCGGAGAUUGCAAAGGCGAUUCGAGGAUUUUGCAGCAAGGGGAAAUGGGAAGGAGUUCUCAGAGAAUUAUGGCCGGAGGCCCGGUACAUUGCUUGUGUAACAACAGGAAGCAUGGAGCAGUAUUACCUGAAACUCAGGUACUAUGCAGGAGGCAUUCCGAUCUUGUGUGGUGAUUACUUCUCUUCUGAAUGCUCUGUAGGAAUUAACAUCAAUAGAUUAUCGCCACCUGAGUCCACAAGCUUUGUAAUCAUUCCGACCACUGCUUAUUUCGAGUUCCUCCCUUUCCGACCGGAAACUCCUCUUGAGACCAAUGAAACAGUAGACAUAUCUGGGGUGGAAAUCGGCGAACUGUAUGAAAUAGUAGUGACUACUUACAGAGGGCUGUACCGAUACCGUCUGGGUGACAUUGUGAAGGUCAUCGGCUUUUACAAUUCGUCCCCUGAAGUGAAGUUCAUCACGAAGAGCACCAAAGGACUCAUCGGAGAUCUUCACGGAAAGUGAUCUAAUGCUAGCAAUGGAGAAUUUUCAGUUAAUGCUAAAUGAAAAUGAGAUGGGAGAAGUUGUGGAGUAUGCUGGGUACUUGGAAUUGGAUUCAAAACAGCAACAUUUGGUUGUGUUUGUUGAGAUUAUUAAUACUUGUAUGAAUUGGACUAAUUGUGAUUGUAAUUUUGUUAACAAAUGUUGUCAUUUGAUUGAAGGUUGUUUGGGGAGUGUAUAUCAGGUGAGGAGGGCUGGUGGGAGUUUAGGCUGUUUGGAGAUUGCCAUUGUUAGAGCUGGGAGCUUUGAAGGUCUGGCAAUGGUGGCAAUGGAGAAUGGUGCACCUGCUAAUCAGUAUAAACCUCCAAAGAUCAUCAGAAAUUUGAAACUUGUUUCUUUGUUGAGAGAUUGUGUUAUUGCUAGCUACUGUUAUUAGCAUUGUGGUGUGGUUUUGUUUUUGCAUUUAUACCCCUGUAAAAAGUUUUAAAUUUUAUAUGUACUGUUGUAUAAUUGAACGAGGGAACUUCUAAUUAUGCCUUUUGUGCAUCUUUGUUGAA
Messenger RNA from Dioscorea cayenensis subsp. rotundata (Guinea yam), 1899 nucleotides. Its product is annotated as probable indole-3-acetic acid-amido synthetase GH3.6. The coding region runs from base 11 to 1366 and encodes 451 amino acids. The transcript is spliced from 3 exons. Gene Ontology annotation, molecular function: acid-amino acid ligase activity. NCBI's taxonomy places the organism in Eukaryota, Viridiplantae, Streptophyta, Magnoliopsida, Dioscoreales, Dioscoreaceae. The record is from RefSeq and is a predicted model, not a curated record. Gene Ontology annotation, cellular component: cytoplasm.